AGUCAAGAGUAAUUAUGGUUCAUAAAAAGAAUAAAAGAUAUAUUCAAUUUACACUAUCGGCUAAUAAGAUCCAGUCUAGAAGACUUAUAGUAACAGAUACAGAAUUACAAAAACUUGUGUAUCAAGGUCUAAUAGUUAAUGAAGUUUACGAAGUAUUAUCAUAUAAUCGAAAAAGUAUGCCUUAG
Messenger RNA from Funneliformis caledonium, 185 nucleotides. The record is from the annotation of a GenBank genome assembly. NCBI's taxonomy places the organism in Eukaryota, Fungi, Glomeromycota, Glomeromycetes, Glomerales, Glomeraceae.